GGAGUCGCGGCGAGACCCCGCACUUCCGCGUCCCGCUUGCCCCGCCCGCGCGGCGCCCCAGGCCGGGAAGGAACUGCCGUCAGAGUGAGACGCCGGGCCCGGGCGGGUUCCCUGCUUCCGCGCCUCACUCCUUCCGUCAACAGAAGUGAUGCCACCAAGACGAAAAGAGAAAUACAAGCUUCCUAUUCCACUUCCGGAAGGCACAAUCCUGGAUGACAUGGAAGGAAAACAAUGGGUGCUGGGCAAGCUGAUUGGCUCUGGAGGAUUUGGUUUGAUAUAUUUAGCUUUCCCCACAAAUAAACCAGAUAAAGAUGCAAGACAUGUAAUAAAAGUGGAAUAUCAAGAAAACGGUCCAUUAUUUUCAGAACUUAAAUUUUAUCAAAGAGCAGCAAAAAAAGACUGUAUCAAAAAAUGGAUAGAACUCAAAAAGCUUGAUUAUUUGGGAAUUCCUCUGUUUUAUGGAUCUGGCAUUACUGAAUUCAAGGGAAAAAGUUACAGAUUUAUGGUAAUGGAAAGACUGGGAAUAGAUUUGCAGAAGAUCUCAGACCAGAAUGGUACUUUUAAAAAGUCAACUGUCUUGCAGCUAGGUAUCCGAAUGUUGGAUGUACUGGAAUAUAUACAUGAAAAUGAAUAUGUUCACGGUGAUAUAAAAGCGGCAAAUCUGCUCUUGGGCUACAGAAAUCCAGAUCGGGUUUAUCUUGCAGAUUAUGGACUUUCCUACAGAUAUUGUCCCAAUGGGACCCACAAACAGUAUCAGGAAAAUCCUAAAAAAGGCCAUAACGGGACAAUAGAGUUUACCAGCUUGGAUGCCCACAAGGGAGUAGCCCUGUCCAGACGAAGUGACCUUGAGAUCCUCGGCUACUGCCUGCUGCGGUGGUUAUGUGGGAGACUGCCCUGGGAAAGGAGCCUGCAGGACCCUGUAGCUGUCCAAGCUGCGAAAACAAAUCUGUUGGAUGAGCUCCCCGAGUCGGUACUUCAAUGGGCUCCUUCCGGAAGCAGCUGCCGUGAAAUAGCCCAGUAUUUGGUGUGUGCUCAUAAUUUAGCAUAUGAUGAAAAGCCAGACUAUCAAAUGCUCAAGAAAAUUCUGAACCCAAGUGGAAUACCUUUAGGACCACUGGAGUUUUGCACUAAAGGAGAGAGCUUAAGUAUGCAUGCUCCAAACAAUCAAAAGGUCAGGAGGGGCAGCCCUGAGGAGAUACCCCUCGUCCAAGGUAAGGAGCAGCAGCUGCACUUUGCUGGAGCAGCCGUGAAGAGAUACCCCACAUCCAAGGUUGAUUCACGAAAGGCUGCAGCAAAACAAGUCUAUCAGGUGCAGGAUACGUUAACAGAAAAAAAAGGCCACAGUGAGAGAAGUGCUGAGUCCCGUACACCAAGGAGAAAAGUGCAAGAGGAGGAGAAGCUGAUUGGAUUGUUUAACAGUGAAACAGUGCGGGAAAGCACAAGAAGAAGACAAAAAUAUUGUGAGUCUCAAGAAUUUCAAAAUGACGUAAAAAGUUCUCCACACGAAUCCAGCCGAAUACAAUUCCCAAAUUCAUUUUAUGAACCCCAUCAAGAUUUUACCAAUCCAGAUAUGUUCAACAAGUCAAGCUCUCCAUCUUGGUACACAAACACUUCUACAAAUGGUAUGGAGGUCACAGAAUUAGACAGUUCUACAGGAUUCUGGUUUACAGUGUCCCAGUUUACAUUUAGCGAAGAUAUAAAAGUAGAUAUAUAUUAUUAUGCCUUCACCAUUAUUUUUCUUUUGAUAUUAGUAUGUCUUGCUUUAUAUUUUCUCUGAAGUUAUCAAAUAAAAUCCUUUUGAUA
Budorcas taxicolor (takin) is the source of this 1803-nucleotide messenger RNA. RefSeq names its product VRK serine/threonine kinase 2 (gene VRK2). The transcript has 14 exons. Gene Ontology annotation, molecular function: ATP binding; protein serine/threonine kinase activity. Gene Ontology annotation, cellular component: nucleus; cytoplasm. Lineage: Eukaryota; Metazoa; Chordata; Mammalia; Artiodactyla; Bovidae. The record is from RefSeq and is a predicted model, not a curated record. Gene Ontology annotation, biological process: signal transduction; peptidyl-serine phosphorylation. Bases 149 to 1777 code for a protein of 542 amino acids.